Molecule: messenger RNA, 4530 nt
Organism: Ostrinia furnacalis (Asian corn borer)
Lineage: Eukaryota; Metazoa; Arthropoda; Insecta; Lepidoptera; Crambidae
Product: twitchin-like
Exons: 29
Coding region: 52-4530 (1492 amino acids)
Biological process (GO): protein phosphorylation
Molecular function (GO): ATP binding; protein binding; protein kinase activity
Source: RefSeq, a predicted model, not a curated record
GAGGAGAUCGGCGGAACCAAACCGGAAUGGGUGAAGCAAGUGCCACCACACAUGGCCGCGCCGCUCGGCAGGCCUUACACCAUAGAAUGUGUGGCCACUGGCAACCCAUCGCCUACCGGGCGCUGGAUGAAGAACGGCAGGGAAUUGGUGCUGGGAACCAGGUUCAUCGCGGAAUCCCGCGAGGGUACGCUGAAGCUGAACAUCCUCGAAGCCAAGGAUGAUGACGAGGGUGACUACACGUGCGAGGCUUCGAACAACAUCGGCUUCAUUUACAGCACUGGACACCUUAAGAUCGGAAGCCCGCCACGCAUCACCAGAAUGCCAGGCGACAUGCACCUACCAGAGCAUGAAAACACCAAGAUCAAGAUCCUCUACACUGGAGACCAGCCCGUUGACGUCACGCUUACCAAGGACGGCCACAAAGUGUCCGAGUCGCCAAGGCUGAAAUACACUGUCUUUGACGACUACAUGCUUAUCUUCAUCAAGGAUAUCAGCAAGGAUGACAUGGGCACAUACAAGCUCACAAUCAAGAACAACUCCGGCGAGACGUCAGACUCGUUCUCCGUGACGGUGACAGGCCUGCCCGGCCCGCCGCAAGGCCCGCUGGAGGCCACUGACGUCAGCCGCCACUCCUGCACGCUGGCGUGGAAGCCUCCCGCGUACGACGGCGGCUCGCCCGUCACUCACUACGUCAUCGAGAGGAAUGACACCUCAGGAACGGCCUGGAUCACCAUCGCGUCAUCUGUACGCGACACCAAGUUCACAGUGCAAGGGUUGGUGGAAGGACAGGAGUACAACUUCAGGGUUCACGCCGCUAAUGACAAUGGUGUGGGACCCGCGCUGGAUGGAGUCAAUCCUAUCAGGGCGAAGGCACCAUACGACCCGCCAUCAGCGCCCGGCAUUCCGAAAAUCCUGGAGGUCGGAGGAGACUUCGUGCACCUGGAAUGGGCCAAGCCCGAGAGCGACGGAGGGGCUAGGAUACAAGGCUACUGGGUGGACAAACGCGAGGUCGGCGCAAGCACGUGGCAGCGCGUGAACGCUGUGCUCUGCCUGCCCAACAUGCUGAACUGUGCCAACCUGAUCGAGGGCCGCCAGUACGAGUUCCGCGUCACCGCACAGAACGAGGCCGGCCUGUCCCCGCCUAGUACCGCCAGCCAGCAGGUCAAGGUCGUCGACCCCAAGGCUGCCACGCCGCCAGAGAUCGUGAAGCCACUGAAGAACGCAAACUGCAUCCAGUACCACAACGCCAAGUUCCAGUGUACCAUCACUGGUCAGCCGAAGCCUACCAUCACGUGGUACAAGGGUGCAAGGGAGAUAACCAACGGCCCGCGCCACCGUAUCUGGAGCGAGGGAGACAACCACUUCUUGACAGUUGUGGACGUGUUCGGUGAAGAUGCUGAUGAAUACGUCUGCCGCGCCGUCAACCGCGCCGGAGUCAAGAGCACACGUGCUGAACUGCUUAUUAUGACCGCGCCGAAACUGAACGUGCCACCACGCUUCCGCGACACUGCAUACUUCGACAAGGGCGAGAAUGUGGUCGUCAAGAUCCCCUUCACGGGACACCCGGUGCCCAAGAUCACGUGGGUGCGCGAGGGAGAGACCAUAGAGUCUGGACUACACUACCACGUGGAGAGGAAAGAACGCCACGCGAUCCUGACCAUCAGAGACGCCAGCAAACUGGACUCAGGACCGUACAGGAUCACGGCUGAGAAUGAACUGGGACAAGACUCGGCCAUCAUCAAUAUUGAGAUCAGCGAUCGCCCAGACCCACCACGGUUCCCAGCGGUGGACAACAUCGGCGUGGACUCGCUGGCUCUCAGCUGGAAGGCGCCAGUCUGGGACGGUGGCUCCGACAUCACCAACUAUCUGGUGGAGAAGCGAGAGCACCCGAUGACCAGCUGGAUCCGGGUCGGCAACACCAGGUUUACCACCAUGGCCAUUACUGGUCUGGUGCCCGGCAAACAGUACGAGUUCCGCGUCUACGCAGAGAACAUCUACGGACGGUCGGAACCUAGCGACACCACGUCACUGGUGCAGACCAAGGCCGUCGUCAAGAAGGAGUUCAAGAAGAAGGAAUAUCCUGUGGAUGAAACCGGCAAGCGUAUACGCACGAACGCGGACCACGGACCAGUGAAGGACUACGACAGUUAUGUCUGCGACAUCUACAGCAAGUACGUGCCGCAGCCCGUCGACAUCAACACCUGCUCUGUGUACGACAGAUACGACAUACUGGAGGAGAUUGGCACAGGCGCGUUCGGCGUUGUCCACCGAUGCCGCGAGAGGGCCACCGGCAACUACUUCGCCGCUAAAUUCAUCCCGGUCACUGGUGCGAUGGAGAAGGAGCUCAUCAAGAAAGAGAUAGACAUAAUGAACCAGCUGCACCAUAGGAAACUGAUUAAUCUUCAUGAUGCGUUUGAGGAUGACGAUGAGAUGGUGCUGAUAUUCGAGUUCUUGUCCGGAGGCGAGCUAUUCGAGCGCAUUACAGAACCUGGUUACAACAUGAGCGAGGCCGAAGCGGCCCACUACAUGCGGCAGAUAUGCGAAGGUGUCAGGCAUAUGCACGAACAGAACAUCAUUCACUUGGAUCUCAAGCCCGAGAACGUCAUGUGCCAGACACGCAGCGGCACUGAUGUCAAGAUCAUCGACUUCGGCCUGGCCACGAAGCUGGAUCCCAAUGAGGUAGUCAAGAUCUCCACCGGUACAGCCGAGUUCGCCGCGCCAGAGAUCGUGGAGCGCGAACCGGUCGGAUUCUACACAGACAUGUGGGCCGUGGGAGUUCUAUCAUACGUGCUCCUCUCCGGCCUAUCACCGUUCGCGGGUAACAACGACAUCGAAACCCUCAAGAACGUGAAAGCCUGUGACUGGGAGUUCGACGAGGAAGCCUUCCAGCAUGUGUCUGAUGACGCCAAGGACUUCAUCAGGCGGCUGCUGGUUAAGAACAAGGAGAAACGUAUGACAGCGCACGAGUGUCUAAUGCACAAGUGGUUAGCCGGAGACGCGGCUGCCGCCAGAACCGCCACCAUCGAAGCCAGGAGAUACGAGGCGCUGCGCAACAGGCUACGGGACAGAUACGAGAACUGGUCGUCAUUCGCGCUGCCGAUCGGCAGGUUGAGCGAGUACAGUUCGCUGCGCAAACUGCUCAUCGAGAAAUGGAAGAUCUACGACGGACAGUUCGACCGGCGGCAAGCGGCGCCGCGGUUCGUGAUCAAGCCGCAAUCGGCCUUCUGCUACGAGGGCCAGUCAGUAAAACUGUACUGCCGCAUCAUCGCCUGCGCCACGCCCACCGUCACGUGGUCACGCAACAACCACGAGCUCAGGCAGUCCGUCAAGUUCAUGAAGAGAUACGCGGGCGAUGAUUACUACUUCAUUAUCAACCGCGCGAAGCUGGAAGACCGCGGCGAGUACAUCAUCCGAGCGGAGAACCACUACGGAUUCCGGGAGGAGGUCGUGUUCCUCAAUGUACAACCGGUUCCCAAGGUCCAACGCCAACACUUGCCGGAAGCGCCGCGCCGCCGCGAGGCGUUGCCCUACACCUUCUGGCAGGAGUCGAGCGAGACGGCGCCCGCCUUCACCUUCCAGCUGCGGCCGCGCGUCAUGCAGGCGCGCGACACCUGCAAGCUGCUCUGCUGCCUCAGCGGCAAGCCCACGCCCACCGUCAAGUGGUACAAGGAUAGAAAGGAGCUAUCCAAGUUCGACUAUUCCAUGACGCACGCCGAUGGCGUCGUCACCAUGGAGAUCAUCGACUGCCGGCCCGAGGAUAGCGGCAAAUACAGCUGCAUCGCCACCAACAUCCAUGGCACCGAUGAGACCUCGUGCGUCGUUAUUGUUGAGGGCGAGGUAGUGUCACCCGAGCAAGCGGCGCUAGCGCACAACUUCCUGCACUCAGGAGACCGCCGCUACAUCGAGAAGCCCAUCAAGCCUGCACCACCUCCUAUCAUCACCAAGACUAAGGUCACAAUCGACCCGCCACAGAAGUCGCACGCCGUUCCCAGGCCCAAAUACUCGCCGCAGAGCUCGGUAGAAGCGAGCAAGAAGAAGUACGGCGCCAAACUGGACUCGGACGCGUCUUCGCGGUCGAGGAGCGCUACUAAAGAGCUAGUUUUACCAGCGUCAGACUCAACGAUGUGCGCGCCAUCAUUCGCGCGCGCGCUGCCCGACGUGCUAAACGCGCGUGACGGCGCGCCUUUACUUCUGUCGUGCUCGGUGCGCGGUGACCCCGACCCGCGCGUGCAGUGGUACAAGAACGGCAAGCCGCUGCACUCGUCUGAGGUGGUAGACCUCAAGUACAAGAACGGCGUAGCCUCGCUGGCAAUCAGCGAGGUGUUCCCCGAAGACGAAGGCGAAUACUCGCUCAAGGCCAUCAACAGCCAGGGCGAGGUCGAGACCAAGUGCAAGGUCUCCGUCAAACCCAUGGACGGCUCGGCGGCGGCUCCCGGAGUGAAGACCGGCGACAAGCCGCCGAGGAUCGUGGACCAUGCGCAGUCGCAGGUCGUCACCGACGGCGAUGCGGUCACGCUGGCCUGCAGGUAA